AAUGCGCACUACAAAUGACCCGGAUUUUAUCUUCGGGAAAAAAAGGAUCUGACUUUUUAGGUGGGCGAUGUCUAAUCUCGACUUUUGGUACAAAACGGAGAGCACAGUACAACAAUCCCUCGUUGCAAAGCUCCUUUUUUCUUCUCCAUCGUGACUUCAUUUUGUGAAGCUGGAGCGGCCUCCACUUGACGGGAGAAAAAGUUAAAAGAAAAUCCCUUUUUUUCCUUCUUUCCCAGCGAGUUUGCACUUAUUCUUUUUAUUAGAAUGACGACAACGGUGUAAAAGCAGCUCCCAGCUAGAGAGAUUUAAUGUUUUGUUUGUUUUCUCUCUUUUAUACUUCCAGGCGACAUUACGACGGCGUAAGUUUCAUUGACCACAAAAAAAGGAGAGCUAGAGAGAGAGAGACGGACUUUGUGUGUUCAAUCAGCCAUUUACUCUACAGCAGCAAGGAUCGUUGAUGAUUAACCUUCGCCAGCCCAUCAGAACAUUUCCAGCCGAGAGGAACGACAAUUUUUGAUCCGGGGGUUUGUCUGUUUGAAAUCGAUCCUUACGUAUCGUUUUGAAUUAUCCAAAAGAGGUUCGAGUGACGUCGAAAUAAUCAAUUUCCUGUGGUGGUGAAACAAUCGAAAAGUGCCCCCCAAGAAGUGUGUGUGUGUGUCUCUCACUAGCCUCAAUUUUGGUUGAGCUGGGCUACUAUCAUCGAACGGGAAUCGAGCCGGCGUCGAUUCUUCCUUUCCCCCCCGCCGUCAUAAUCAUUAGGGCAAGUGGCGACGCCUAGACUCUUCUUCUUCACUGGGGUUCUCUCCGUCGAUAGAAACUGGCCAUGAAAAUCCAGGGAUCUUAACUGGGGAAAGAAGAAGCCGGAAGCCGGUUCGAGUGGACGGGUGUUGGAUUCCUAGGAUCGAAAAGAAUCGGAACCCCACUUCGACCGAACUUUUUUCUUGUGUUGUGAAAGAAGAAGAAGGAAGGAAGAAAAAAAACGAUAGUGGCCGGAACAUGUCGCCGGCGGUGGUGAUCACCAUGGCGACGACGCCUUCAACACAAAAUGAUACAAUUUCUACAGCCAGAUAAUUGGCACAAGUGCCGCUACCGGCGCAGUUGUAGCAGCAGCAGCAGCCAUCAGCCAACACACACACAGUGAUCCUUCUCAUCUUUUUCUUUUUUUGCUUCCUUGUGGUUGGCGGAGGAGGAGGCUGGCCGGCUGGUUGAGCUGAGCUGGUGGUGUGAUCUCUCAUCUCCGCUGGACCAGACGAUUCCUAUCUUUAGGCGCCCGUGAUCCAUCACUAAUCAAAAAGGAAAGAAAAACCAAAGAUCUUCACCAUGCUGAACUUUGCCAGCAAAAUGAUCAACAAUCUCAUCGGAGUGCCGGGCGAAGAUGGACAGCCUCCCGGCACUGGCCCACAACAACCAUCUCAACAGUCCAUGAUGAUGAGGAAUCCGCAAAUGGGCGGGCCUCAGCCGCAGAGACCCAAUUUCCAGGGAGGUCCCCCUGGACAACAACAGGCUCAGCAGCAGCGACCAGGAUUUCCUGGACAACAGCGUCCACCAGGACCCGGUGGAGGACCUGGAUUCAUGGGACCAAGACCACCCGGUGGACCAGGCGGCCGACCACCUGGACCUGGAGGACCCGGAAUGGGACCUGGAGGUCCUGGCAUGGGUCCUGGAGGUCCUGGAAUGGGUCCCGGAGGUCCUGGAAUGGGACCUGGAGGACCAGGCAUGGGACCAGGAGGUCCUGGAAUGGGGCCUCAACGAUUUGGUGGACCUGGUGGACCUGGUGGACCUGGCGGCCCACGUGGAAACGGACCGCGAGGACCUCCAGGUAGCGGUCCCAACCCGCGAAUGAUGAUGCAGGGUCCUGGCGGUCCCCAACCGCGAGGUCCUCCUGGGGGCGGUGGCCCAAGAGGCGGAGGUCCCAUGGGUCCACCCGGCAACGGCGGCCCUGGCGGCAGAUUCUACCCACCGAACCGACCUCCCGGCCAAGGGCCAGCUGGACCACAAGGACAGCUGAGGGGUCCUUACCCUGGCAGCAGUCCACCCGGCCAACAGAUGAGAGGUCCCAUGAUGGCCAACAAUAGCGGGCCGACAGGAGGUCAGCAACCGAGACCGCCUUACUUCGCUGCCGGCGGCGGACCUACCAGCAAUCAAGGGCCGGCCAUCCGCGGACCUGCAGGCGCGGGUUCUAUUCGGCCUGGCGGGUUCCAGCAGCAUCAAAUGAUGGCUGGCCAACAUCAACCGAUGAUUGGAGGUGCUGGCGGAUCAUCAAUUCAACAGCAGCAGCAGCAGCAGCAGUCAUCAUCUGGCGUGAAUAGCGGGUCGAGUAGUGGCGGUGGCGUCCCAGGAGUCUUUCCCGACGUGGACAUGAGCCAUUUAAGUGAAGAGGAGCGGAUGUUGAUCGAGAGCGUCAUGGCCAAAGCCCAGAUGGAAGAGCUGGAACUCGAGCAGAGUGUCGCCAUCACCAAGCCUCAAAUCAAUUCCAGAAUGACGAAAGGUCAACUGGCCCGCCAAAUCUCCCAGCCGGAUCCGCUGGAGCGGGAGAACGAACUGCGCUACACGAUCGAUCCAUUGGGCGGCGGGAGCAACGGCGGCAUCAAUCGACGGACGUCCAUGUCUGUCACGGACAUGUCCAACUUGGCGGCCAUCAACAACCAACAGCAGAGGCUCUGCAGCGUCUGCUGUCGUCGAGAUAUCAGCGGACGAGAUGGACCUCCUGGACAAUCGUGCGCCGAAUGCCGAACUGUCGUCUGCACCACUUGCGGUGGAUACGCCGCUUCCACCUACGACAAUAAAAACACGGUGUGGCUGUGCCGGUCGUGUCUGGAUCGACGCCAGAAUGCCAACUGGUCCCAACAGCCGCAGCAGCAAUCCGGAAUGAUGAACAAUCAACAAUCGGCGAUGAUGAUGAAAUCUUCGACGAUGAACGACGCCAGCGGACACAGCCUGAUGGACUCUUUAGGACGGAACCAGCAGCCGCAGUCACAGCAGCAGACGAUGCGUGAGUAUUCUAGCGUCACGUCCGAUCACGUGACGGACCUUGCGACUCGUUCCGCCACCACCACCUCAUCCCUAAUGUCCCCAACCACCUUCUCCAUCUCCUCACCCGACUCCUACCACCCCUCGACCGCACCCACCGCCGCUCAUUCGCCCCUGUCGUCGUCGUUGGCAUUCCAUUCGGCCUCUUCUCCCGCCGCCACCACCCCGGCCUCACCGAAAUCCCAACAACAACAACAACAGCCGGAAUUCACGGCGGAACAAUCCGACGCGUGGUUCAAAUCCGUCUACCAACGGGCGGCGGAAGACGACGACGAAGAAGAAGAAAUGAAGGAGAAAAUGUCGUUAGUUUUAACCCGAUCGCCAACCUCAGGGGAAAAUGAUCACGCCGGUGGUGGCCACAACGUGAUUAGCCCAGUGUCGUACACCAGCCACCGGCCGUUCGUCGACGAUAGUCAUAGAUUGCGCUACCAAGAUAUCGAGGACGAUGAGAUGCACAGUAACGGGAGCGAGGAGAACAAUCACCAAGGGAAAGAUGACAGCGACAACGACUCGUUGCUGGAAGAGUUGGCGACGGUGGCCGUCAAAGAAGGUUCCGAUAGCGAUGAGAACCUGAGCGACGUGGAAGAGUUGAAUCUGAACUGUAAAGACGAGUCGGCGGCGAUGGUCGGUGGUAGUAGUCGCUCGAUGGGCGAGGCGGACGAGGAGGAGGAAGGAGCGUCGGCCGACUCGUCGGCCGCCUCUUCGCCGCGCUCGGCCGACGCCACCUCGCCCUCGCCCGGCUCGCCGCCCAGCAGCUGCGCCAGCAUUACGGCCGCGCUCCACCACGUCUACGAGCACAAUCCGGGCGAGGUCUACCCCAUCGCCGAGGAGGAGGAAGAGGCGGCAUCGCCCACCGCUUCCGACGGAGUCACCAGCCUCAGAUGCAGAGCUCGUUUGAAUUCAGGAUCGGGGAUCGAAGGAGGAUCGGCAUUGGCCAUGUUUAACGAUCAAUUGACGACGGCCAACGCCCAGAUGAGGAUCGGCUCGCCGACCAAUGCUCUUUACAACCGGUCCAGCGCUUCCUCCUCAUCGGCCAAUCCAGCGGCGACUCCUGGGCUCCUGCGAGGACCUCACGAUCCAUCGGCUCCUUCUUCCUCAUUAUCAUCGUCCAACUCGUCAUCGAAUUUGAUGAGCCACUUUGGAUCGUCGGCCAUCCGAUUCCGAUCAUCCACCGAGUCCAGCAGCGCCACCGCCGGCCCAGCAGCAUCCGCCACUACCAACUUUAAAGACGAAAGGAUGCCUUUAUCGCCCACCGGGAUGGUGGUCGGCACGGCCGGCAGCAAUCAACUCCUCCAUCACCAGCAGCAGAUCCAGAUCCAGCAGCAACAGUACAACAACGACAUGUUGGGUCACGACCCCAUGUUCAAUCAACAGCAACAACAACAGCAGCAGUUACAGCAACAACAACAACAGCAGCAGCAGCAGCAGCAAAGUGGAACUGCUGCUGGCAAACCAGCCGGAACCAUCACCGGAAUGCUGGCCGAUUUCAGCCGAGCUCUGGGACUGGGCAGCAACGCCACCCGGUCGUCACCUUCUGACCAGGCAUUUGGCCAGCAGUUGAACGACGCCAAUCAUCAGCAAGGCCAGCAACAGCCACACCAUUUGCAAAACGCUGCCGGCAAGAUGAACACUCCCCAGCAGCAAUUGCAAAUGCAACAGCAACAACAGUUACAACAACAACAACAAAUGCUCCAGCCGGGCGGAUUGAGUCAACAACAACAAAUUCAACAGUCGCCGAAUCUUUAUUUCACGGCCGCCGAUGGAUCGACUAAUCUCCUCGUUAACCAGAGCUUGAACCCUUUCACGGGCCAACAACAACAACAGUUACUACAAGGCCAACAACAACAACAACAGACAGCGAUGCAAUCGCUCCAGCCGCAAACUGGUCUCGCCGGCCAACAGCAAUUACAAGCCGCCAAUUACGCCUCGUCGGUCUUCCCCAACAACAGCGCUCUAUCGCAAAUGGACCAACAACAACAGCAGCAAAUGGCUCUACAACAGCAGCAGCAACUUCAAUUACAACAGCAGCAACAACUGGGUCAGGCGGUAAACACCAAUAAUCAGAUGAUGGUUAAUGAAAACACAGUCGGCGCCCAGUUAUUCCAGCAGAAUAAACAGUUGACCCAAAUCAAUUCGUCCAACCCCCAGUCCCUGCAACAACAACAACAGCAGCAGCAGCAGUCUUACGGUCUGGUGAAUGCGAGUGGAGGUUAUGUCCAGCAAGUAGCUCAGCAAUUUGAGCAGAGCGGAGUGGCGGCCGUCAUUGCUUCCCAGCAACCCAUCAACCCCUUGACCGGGUUGCCGGAACAACAGCAACAACAACAACCCAACUUAUACGGUGGUCAGCCUACGUCGUCGGCCUACCAAAUUCCUGGGACGGUGGUUGCCGGUUCGGUGGGCAUCGAUCAACAACUUCACAGGCCGCUGGGCCAGCAGCAAUCGACGCUCAUUCAACAACAGCAAGCGCAGCAGUUGAUGGGCAAUCAUCCGCAAAAUCACCUUAUGAGCGAUCCCGCCAAUCGAAUGACCCUGUUUAACCAACAACAGCAACAACAACAGCAGCAGCAACUGCAGACGGCGGCUCUGGCGGCCGGACAAGCCCAGCAACAACAACAACAGCAGCAGCAACAACAAUCGAUCCACCAGCAGCAAAUGAUGCAGCAAGCCGCAGCCCAGCUGCAACAACAGCAGUCCAUUAUCCAGCAGCAACAGCAGCAACUGCUCAUGAUGAACCACAGCAGCAGCAACCAGGAUUUCAUGCAGAUGCAGCACCAGGCCCAGCACUCGAAAAAACUCCGCAAGAUCGGCACGGUUCAGAAUUCCGCCCUAGAACUGCAACAACAACAACAACAGCUCAUGGCUGCAAACAAGAUGACUCCGCAAGCCAUCCGGAAGAAUAUGUUGGCGCAACAACAACAACAAAAUGCUCCAUCGGCCUCCCUGCUGCACCAGUCGUCGAUAGUUCCGGAUCCGAACAAGACGAGCCACUCCGAUCUCUACGGCAGCGGCAGCAGUUCCAUGCUGAGAUCCGCCGAUUUACUGCACAAGAGCAGGAUCCGGUUGAUCGAUGGGCGACCUUACAGUCCGACAGCGUCGCCGGAGAUCGAUCUGCUGGGCGGAAUGAUGCGUCCAGGCCCUGCGGCUCACUCGUUCAUGAUCGGCGGAGGUGGUGGCGGUGGGACGCCGAUCACGACGCCGAUGGGCACUCCGGCCGGAACGCCGCGAGGAGGCACCCACAGUCGUGACAGUCGCGAUCUCCUGGCCUGCGACUCGCCCGACACGCUCAGCGAGACGGACUCACAAGCCUCACUCCGGCUGAGACGGAAGCUGCCGCUCCUUCCGCCCGACCAGGAGGCCGCCCUCCUCCCGUCGGUCCAGAAGAAGAAACUGGAAUUGGCCAAGAGCCAACAACAGCAGCAACAACAGCAGCAGCAGUUAGUCAGCGUCCAGGAGCGGAUCAAGGCCUACAGCAAUUUGCGGCAGGGCUCGCUGACGGAAGCCAACACAUCCAGCGGAGGAGUUGACCGGGGCUACAGCAGCGGGGCGUCGGCCGCCUCCUUCAGCGGAUUAACUCGCCCGACCUCCGAGACUAAUUUGCGACAAUUGGCUUACGGCGAAUCCAUGGCCAGUUCGCUGGCCGCCCGACCCGGAUCGGCCCACGGACUUUUGCAGGGGUCCAGCAUCGUCAACGCCAACGGAUUACGAUCGUCCAUCAACAGCAAUUUGACGUCGAGCAAUCUGGCCGGCGGCGUCGGCAUGGCCCGCUCCAAUCCUUCCAUCAGUGUCAAAUCCGAGGACCAGACACUCCGCGAAAGUUUGGCGGCCAUCCUUCCGCCGGAUUUGCGGCACUUGGUCGGAGCUCCCAGCACCAACUUGGUGAUGACCACAUCCUCGACGACCAACGAUUCGUCGACCAUCCUCAGCGUCGGCGGAAUUCGGACGGCUGCACUAGAAGACUUGCGCGGAUCACCGUUGACACGUCGCCGAGCCUUGGAGGAGGAGCUGCAGAGACUAACGGAGGAUCGGGCUCGACUCAGGAACCAAACGGACAAGGACCGCGAACGGGAGCUGAGGAUCCGCCGCGAGCUGGAAAAGUUUGCCGCACUCAGAGACCCGAUGAAAAGAUUCGAUACUCAGAGGCGGCCGGGCAGCGCCGCCGCCGGACUCAUUGGAGCAGCUCAAUCAUCCGCAACUUCCGGCGUCUCCUCCCGACUCCGCAAAAGCCGAGGGCAUCGACGGCAGUUGUCCGAUCCCAGAGUCUCUUCGCUCAUGCGGGAACGCGAAGAAUCUUCUGACAGAUACUCGACGGCCAGAUCUCAAUCGAUGAGCCGGGCCAAGGCUUACGAAUACGAAUCGAUGGAAGAGCUGAACAUGGGCGGCGGUGUGGGGAUGGCCAAUAAAGCCGAUUGGGAUCGCCAUCGAUCCAUACCGACUUCUUAUUCCGGAAGUGCUCUCAACCGACUCCUCACCGAGGACGACGAUUUCCUUUCGCGGAAAUACUCGGCCGUCGGUAGCCGGAGGACUCACGCCAGGAGAUCCAGCGAUGGAGGAAUGACCAUGACUGACUAUCUGAUGGAUCCUUCUUUGGUCGGGUUGACGGGCGGUGGAUCCUCCCAUCACCAAUCGGGCCAGUCGAGUCGAUCCCGUUACGCCAACGAUCCUCGGAUGUUGACCCGAGGACUUAGUUACGACAUUGCCGAUCGCAGUGGAAUGAUGCUCGGCGGUGGACACCACGGCGGCCAUCACGGCCAUCACAAUUCCAGCGGCCAUUCCAAAUCGAUCCUCUUGUCGAGGAAGCCCCGAUCCUGGCAUCCGUCGCCUUACGGCAGCGACGAAGAGUUCCUGGACGCCGAGGACGACAUCCUGACCCGCGAGGCCAAAAAACAGAGGAUCAAGGCGGAAAUCGCACGCCGGAGGCAACAAAUCGAACAGAAUUCACGACUCCACGACGAAUUACUCCGCCUGUCCCGUCUGCGCGAAUCCGGUGACGUGAGCGGUUAUCAGACCAAUCACGGACUGGUGGGCGGGAAUAGUUCCGGCGGAUCCUACGGUGGCGGCGGCGGAAACGCUGCCCGGCUAGCGGCCGCCGCCAACAACUCGUCCGUUUUGCGAUCCAUCAACGACAUUUUGCGGGAAGAUCGGGAUUUCAUCCAUCGAUCCCGGAGCAGUUCCAGCGGCGGUCACUUGUACCAGCCGGAUUACAUGGGCGGAGGUCAUCACCAUCACGUGUCUCCUACCCGACGUCCGUACCACCACAUGUCGUCGGCCCAGCACCACCAGUACGGGUCGCAUUCGAGAGGUGCCAGUCCGGCCCGCAGUUCGGGCAACUAUUCCGGCGUGCCGACGGAAGAGGAGCGCAGCAUGGAGCGUCUGGCCUCCACAUUCCGGACGGAAGACUACACCAGCAGUCUCUACGAGCGUCUGCACGAUUUCUCGCCUCUGGCCAGCGAUCCUGAGCUGGGCGGCGGAGGCGGUGGCGAACACAUGAUGAUGUACAACACGGGGGCCGGUCCGACGGCCAUGCCGCUCUUGCCGGACAUGCCCAGCCGGUCGCGAAAGCUGCUGGAGGAUUUGGCCUACGCCAGCGCCAACGAUGCGCCGACGAUGCACAUCCAGUCACGAGGAUAUGAGUAUUCACCUGAUUAUGACGGUGGAGAUCCUUGCUAUUCGGAGCCGGAAGAAGACAACCGCAAUCAAUACCGUCGCUCAUCCAACCGCCCAUAUGAGCACAAAGGACCAGGUAAAAGACGCUAUCCAUUUCCCACCAAAAGAAUCCUGUUGACAUGCGAUGCCAAAUCCAGCGCUACUACAGACAACGGAUUGGGAAUGCGAGUGGUGGGCGGAUUGGAGAUUCCCGGCAGUCGGCACGGCGAAAUCGGAGCUUUCGUGACUGAGAUUUCACCUGGAGGUGUGGUCGACACUCACGGCGAAGUCCAAGAAGGCGACCAGGUCCUCGAGUGGAAUGGCAUCCAGCUCAACAGCAAAUCGUUUGAAGAAGUUCAGAGUAUCAUCUCAUCCACCCGAGGCGAAGUGGAGAUUGUCAUUUGCGGGGAGAAGGCCAGCUCGCAGUACGCCGAGUCCAACGUCCAGCAAUAUACGAGGACCAUUGCUGGCCCACGCGAGGAAAUCGACAUGAACGGAAAUAGCAACAACCGGAAUCAUAUGACGAGUGAACUCAGCACGGCUUCGCCGACGGAAGUCGUCCCUCAGCCGCCAACUGGACCUCAACAGCCGGUCGUUAAAGGGAUCAUUCGGAAUAAAGUCCCGAAACCGGAAGAAUGCUUGGAGGACCCUGAAGUGCGGAAGCGCAAGUGGACACUGCCUCUGGGUCAAGUCCAAUUACUUUCCUGCUACGACAGCCGGGCUCACAUCCUUUACGUGACAAUCAUCCGGGCCAGAAAACUGCAAACCCGACGACCCAAUGGCGACGCCCGACCCGAUCCGCUUGUCCGAUGUGUUCUGCUUCCGGGUCGGAAAGUCGAAAACGAACGCCGGACGCGCUAUUUGAGCCUGACUAGCGAUCCGGAAUGGCACCAAACUAUGGUUUAUCCGGCUGUUCCGCCCGCCGAUCUCAUCAAACGUCAACUGGAAGUGACGGUGUGGCAUCACCAAUCCGACGGCCGACUCGAAUUCCUUGGUGAAUUCCUUCUCGAUCUUGCUGAUCCAGGAACUAUUGACGAACAGCCGCAUUGGUAUACAUUGCAAGAUAAUUCCGGCGGAUUGGCCAGUCUACCAAUGGCUCCAGACCACGGCAACGAGUACACAAACGGCAAACCUGCAGGUUCCCAACAAAGAAGUAGUAUGGCAAGGGCUAGCAUGUCUUCCGGACUCAUGAUGGAUUCUUCUUCCUCCGGAUGUCACGGAGCGGCCUGCACCAUUCUCUGAAUUCAAUUAGUGUUUGAAAAAAAUCCGAUCAUCAUCGACACGUUUCACUUAAUUGUUGUUGUUAUUGUUGUUGUUGGAGACGUUGUUUCAUUGUCGUGUCGUCGUUAAGUGUCUGAUGUACUAUUACGCGAUGUGUAUCAUAUCAUUUCAGUCAACGAACCAUAUCUCUGUUUGGCGUCAACAUCCAUUCUCUCAACACAUGCAAUCAAUUUCGUCAAUCCAUUUAUAUAUGCUCAACAUCAUUUGAUUGUUAUUACCUCUUCGACAUUCUACUCUUUUUGUGUUAAUUGUGGACGAUUAUUCUGUCUGUGAUGUUCUGUGUCCCUAAAUUCACACAUUCCCAUCUCAUUGUCAAAUGCACUUGUACAUAUUCAAACAUAAGCUCGGCCUGAUUUCUAGGUGUUAGCAGCAGCCAGCCUCUCUGUUCUUCUCGUUUCAAAAACGCCCGUUUAUAUAUUGUUGGAGCCCAUUGUGCGUAAAGCAUUGGUGGUAAUAAACUAGAUGGAAGCCGUU
This is a messenger RNA of Daphnia pulicaria, 10428 nucleotides long. RefSeq names its product histone-lysine N-methyltransferase 2D-like. Gene Ontology annotation, biological process: protein localization to synapse; positive regulation of synaptic transmission; regulation of membrane potential. The transcript has 31 exons. Gene Ontology annotation, cellular component: presynaptic membrane; glutamatergic synapse; axon. The record is from RefSeq and is a predicted model, not a curated record. Gene Ontology annotation, molecular function: transmembrane transporter binding; small GTPase binding; structural constituent of presynaptic active zone. Bases 1321 to 9915 code for a protein of 2864 amino acids. NCBI's taxonomy places the organism in Eukaryota, Metazoa, Arthropoda, Branchiopoda, Diplostraca, Daphniidae.